AAGGAGAUGAAUAAAAGCCUCCAUCGUUCUCUUGUCGAUACAAACUAAGCUGUCUUCAGUCUCCUGCCUCCUUUCAGCCUUUGUUUUCAGCUUGCGCCAAAUUUAGCGGCGAUUUCUCCAACCUCCAUUUCUUUCUUAAAAAUAAAAAAAAUUCCCUCACCCUUGGUCACCUUCGUCUCCCGUUAGACGCUUCCAUUUACUCUCUGUCUUUCUCUCAUUUUAGCAAUGGCUCAAGUGGUGGCCACCAGAUCGAUCCACGGUUCAUUCUUGAGCCAGGGCUCCGGAUCCGUUCAAGAGCGAGUGGAGAAGCUUAAACCUGCAAGCUUCGCUUCGAAAGUGCUGGCUCGUGACGAGAGCAAGAGCAAGAGAAUUGUGCUUAGGAGGAACUCUCGGAUUACCGCUAAGAGAGCCGCACGUGCCGAACCUGAAGUUAUCCCCGUAUCACCCGAGGAUGUACCGAAGAGGGAGGAACAAUAUGAGCAGUUAAGGGGGAUUCAGCAAGGUGGCGAUACAUCAGUGGGUAUGUGGUCCAAGCCUAUUGUUAGACGUAAAACGAAGAUUGUUUGCACUAUUGGUCCUUCAACCAACACACGAGAAAUGAUAUGGAAAUUGGCGGAGGCUGGAAUGAAUGUUGCUCGUUUGAAUAUGUCUCAUGGAGACCAUGCAUCUCAUCAGAAAGUUAUUGAUUUAGUUAAAGAAUAUAAUGCACAAUCCAAAGACAACACUAUAGCAAUCAUGCUUGACACAAAGGGUCCUGAGGUUAGAAGUGGUGACUUGCCACAACCAAUUACAUUAACAACUGGGCAGGAAUUUACUUUUACAAUUCGGAGAGGGGUUGGGACAGCUGAUUGUGUCAGUGUCAACUAUGAUGAUUUUGUUAAUGAUGUAGAAGUGGGUGACAUGCUUCUUGUUGAUGGUGGUAUGAUGUCAUUGAUGGUGAAGUCUAAGACAGAUGAUUCAGUUAAGUGUGAAGUAGUUGAUGGUGGUGAGCUUAAGUCUAGGCGACAUUUAAAUGUCCGAGGAAAAAGUGCCACUCUGCCUUCUAUCACUGAAAAGGACUGGGAUGACAUAAAAUUUGGAGUAGACAAUAAAGUUGACUUUUAUGCUGUUUCCUUUGUUAAGGAUGCGCAAGUGGUUCAUGAGUUGAAAAAUUAUCUGCAGAGUUGCAAUGCAGAUAUUCAUGUUAUUGUUAAAAUUGAAAGUGCAGACUCUAUUCCAAAUUUGCAUUCAAUUAUAACAGCAUCUGACGGGGCAAUGGUUGCAAGGGGAGAUCUCGGUGCAGAGCUUCCUAUCGAGGAGGUUCCUCUUUUGCAGGAAGAGAUAAUUAGAGCAUGUCGAAGCAUGGGGAAAGCUGUUAUUGUGGCAACCAAUAUGCUAGAAAGCAUGAUAGUUCAUCCAACGCCAACAAGAGCAGAGGUGUCUGACAUUGCCAUUGCUGUUAGAGAGGGUGCUGAUGCUGUCAUGCUUUCUGGAGAAACAGCUCAUGGAAAGUUCCCAUUGAAAGCUGUUAAAGUUAUGCAUACAGUUGCAUUACGAACCGAAGCAACCAUAUCUGGUGGAGAAAUGCCACCUAAUCUUGGUCAAGCUUUUAAGAACCAUAUGAGUGAGAUGUUUGCAUAUCAUGCAACAAUGAUGUCAAACACUCUUGGAAUUUCUACUGUUGUCUUUACUAGAACUGGUUUCAUGGCUAUAUUACUUAGCCAUUAUCGGCCAUCUGGCACCAUUUUUGCCUUCACAAAUGAGAAAAGGAUACAACAGAGAUUGGCUUUGUACCAAGGAGUGUGUCCCAUAUACAUGGAGUUUUCAGAUGAUGCUGAGGAAACCUUUAAGAAUGCUUUGGCUUUGCUGCAGAAGCAAGGAAUGGUAAAGGAGGGAGAAGAGGUGGCACUUGUUCAGAGUGGCAGGCAGCCCAUCUGGCGAUUCCAUUCCACUCACAAUAUUCAGGUCCGCAAAGCGUAGAGGCUGAAGAAAGAUGGAGAGCCCAUUUGCCCAUUUGACUGAGUUAUCUUCUUCGUGCCCUACUAGUUUCAAACAGUCGAUGAGAAGAGUAUUCCGGUUAUGUUUGGGGGCUUCCCUCGCAUGAUUGAUAGGAUUUUUUUUUUGCCGUGCAUCGUAUCUAUGUGUGUAUGUCUUCUUAUUCUCAGUUUUUUGUUUGCUUGAGAUUUUCCAGUAUAUGUUUCUAUGUGGCCCUUUGGAUUUUUCCCCUUCAACAAGAAAGCAUUUAAGUCUUGGUAUGAGUGGGGAUGGUUAGACGAAUCUAAUUUUAUAUUCAAGAUUGUCUCAAUAUAAAAUAUGAGCUAGGCUGCUAUAUUGAGCUGGA
Messenger RNA from Theobroma umbraticum, 2320 nucleotides. It is a transcript of the gene PKP-BETA1, whose product is annotated as plastidic pyruvate kinase beta subunit 1. Gene Ontology annotation, biological process: glycolytic process. Gene Ontology annotation, molecular function: pyruvate kinase activity; potassium ion binding; magnesium ion binding. The record is from RefSeq and is a predicted model, not a curated record. Lineage: Eukaryota; Viridiplantae; Streptophyta; Magnoliopsida; Malvales; Malvaceae.